Messenger RNA from Zootermopsis nevadensis, 1587 nucleotides. The record is from RefSeq and is a predicted model, not a curated record. NCBI's taxonomy places the organism in Eukaryota, Metazoa, Arthropoda, Insecta, Blattodea, Termopsidae.
UGCUUGUCCACAAGAAAAUUCACACAAGAGUUAAGCCUUACUUGUGUGUUAUAUGUGAAAAGGCAUUCACUGCAGAAACUAAUCUCAGUUUCCACAUGAGGACACAUACAGCUCCCAGAUUUAUUGAGUGUGAGGUGUGCAGCAAGAUAUGCAUGACAACAAAACUGCUAAAGAAGCACAUGAAGACACACACCAAAGACCGUCCAUACAUGUGCAACAUAUGCAGCAAAACUUAUAAGCGCUCAUUUGAGCUUUCUGCUCAUAAGAAGGUACAUACAGGUGUCAAGAAUCACAUAUGCAAUAUAUGUGGCUAUGCAACUAUGUAUAAAGCAAAUUUGGAAAUUCAUCACAAGAGACAUAUUAUGGAAUUCAGGUUACAUUGUGAAGUUUGUGGUAAGGGAUUUUACACAAACUCAGAGUUACAGGGUCACAAAAAUGUGCACACUGGGGAGCGUCCUUUCCAAUGUGAUGUGUGUGGAAAGGCUUUCAUCUAUAAGCAUUACUUAACGACCCAUCAGAGAACCCAACAUCCUGACUUUCAGAGAGAUGGUAGAGCUAGUCUAAGUAGGCACUAUGAAUGUGAAUCUUGUGGCAAAGUGUUUUCAUACAAGAAGUCACUAUUGUUACAUGUGAGUUCUCACACAGGUGAGAAUCAAGCAUUUCUUUGUGACAUUUGUGGGAAGGCACUCACAAGCAAUUCAUCUCUACAGUGUCACAGACGUAUUCAUACUGGUGAGAAACCGUUUGUAUGUGAUUCUUGCGGUAAGGGAUUUAGAAAUCGAGGAAAUCUGCGCAUCCACCAGCGCACACACACUGGGGAGAAACCCUACAGGUGUGACCAGUGUGGCAAGUCAUUCACUCAGCGACCAACUCUGGUUGUGCACAAACGUUAUCACACAGGGCAGAGACCAUACCGGUGCCAACUCUGUAACAAGGGUUUUGUGUCUAAAACUCUGUUGAAAACACAUCAAAAAAGCCACUAAUAAUGUGUGACAAAAUACAGUACAGUUUCGAUUAUCUGACAUAAAUGGGACCAAAGGACUGUGGGGUAAAUGAAAAUGUAGGGUAAUGUGAAAGACUAAUAAAAACAUGAAUUCAGUUUGUAGCUUAGCUUACAAUAUUAUUAAAAUGUGAAGAAAAUACAUUAUAGCAUCAAAUAAAAAAUUCUUACAAAUAAAAAUAGUAUUUAACAUAAUAUAAAUUUGUACAUGAAAGUUUGUUUUUAGUAGAAAUUAGUGAUGUGUAUUUGCUUCUGAGUCUCCUUCCUUUUGUUUGUGGCAAGGUCACACCAGUGCCAGAGCAGUAGUACAUCUGCAGUAACAGAGUACAUUAAAUGUAGAAGGUUUGUGGUGGAGGAUUGCAAUUCAUUUCAGUGCAUGCUGAGUUGACUGUUGAUAAAAUAGAGCAUUCCGAAAUGGCACAUCGGAUAAAAUGGAAAAUUGGAUAACCAAAGGUCAGAUAAUGAGGACUCUACUAUAUAUACUCUUUGUGAUCAAGUUGUCUGGAAAAUAGAUCAGUGAAAGAAUUUGUACAAUUUGUUGUUUAUUUAUAUUCUCAAAUAAAGACUUCAUAUGUUAAUGAAUCUUG